Arachis duranensis is the source of this 2517-nucleotide messenger RNA. RefSeq names its product G-type lectin S-receptor-like serine/threonine-protein kinase At4g27290. Gene Ontology annotation, biological process: protein phosphorylation; recognition of pollen. NCBI's taxonomy places the organism in Eukaryota, Viridiplantae, Streptophyta, Magnoliopsida, Fabales, Fabaceae. The transcript has 7 exons. The coding region runs from base 1 to 2439 and encodes 812 amino acids. Gene Ontology annotation, molecular function: ATP binding; protein serine/threonine kinase activity. The record is from RefSeq and is a predicted model, not a curated record.
AUGAUGAGAACUAGAGUUAUUUGCUUCUUAUUAUUGGUGUAUAUAACAAAAUCCUUUUCACUAGACAUGAUUACACCAAGUCAAUCCAUGAAAGAUGGUGAUACUUUGGUUUCAGCUGGUGGAACUUUUGAACUUGGAUUCUUCAGCCCCGGAGACUCAAGUGGUCGAUACCUGGGAAUAUGGUACAAGCAAUCUCCUUCAACACUGACAUGGGUUGCCAACCGGAACAAACGAAUCAACAGCAACUCAUCAGUGUUGGAAAUCAACAACCAAGGAGUUCUUGUACUGCACAAUGGCUCAAACAACACAUUCUGGUCCUCCAAAGUGUCGAAAGCAGCAGAGAAUCCGGUUGCACAGCUCUUGGACUCAGGAAAUCUUGUUGUGAGAGAUCGAAAUGGUGGUAAACUGGAGAAUCUCUUAUGGCAAAGUUUUGAUUAUCCUUGUGAUACUUUGUUGCCAGGAAUGAAACUUGGAUGGAAUCUAGAGACAGGACUAAAUAGGUUCCUAACUUGUUGGAAAAGUACAGACGAUCCUGAUUCUGGAGACUACUCGUUUAAAAUAGAUCUUAGAGGUUAUCCACAAGCAGUUCAAUUGAAGGGAGAUUCUAUAAUAAGCAGGGCAGGUUCAUGGAAUGGACUUAGCUUCACAGCACUUCCAUAUCAUAAGCAAAGUCCAGUAUUUAAAUCUGAGUUUGUUUUGAAUGAAAAGGAAAUAUUCUAUGAGUUCCAAGUCCUUGACAAUUCUACUUUUUUUAGAUACGUCAUGACAUCUUCGGGGAAUCGGCAGCUUUUGCAUUGGACAAGUGAAACCAAUGUCUGGGAGACUCUCAUAACUAUACCAUCAGCUCGGUGCGACAAUUAUGCAUUGUGUGGCGAGAAUUCUGUUUGCAAUUCAGUGAACACUCCAGAUUGUGCUUGCCUGGAAGGAUUUGCACCAAAGGUUCAAAGAGAGUGGGAUAUGUCAUAUUGGUCUAAUGGUUGUGUUAGGAUCACCCCAUUAAGUUGUAGCAAAGAUGGGUUCAUGAAGUACACGGGGAUUGUUCUUCCUGACACGUCUUCAUCUAGGUAUAAUAAGACCAUUGACCUUCAAGAAUGUGAGAGCUUAUGUCUGCAAAACUGUUCCUGUACAGCAUAUGCAAAUUUGGAUAAGCGCGACGGAGGAAGUGGCUGCUUACUUUGGUUCGGUGAUCUGAUUGAUAUGAGGCAAUCAUAUGAAGGUGGCCAAGAUAUUUAUAUUCGAGUUCCUUCUUCGGAGCUAGAACAUAACAAGAAGAUUUACAAAAAGAAGCUUGUAGGCAUCAUUACUGGCUCUGCUGUAUUCAUGAUAUGCUUAAUACUUGGACUUGCCAUAUGUUUAUGGAAAAAUAAAUUUGAGAAGCCAGCAGGGAUGUCGAAAGUGGGUUUCUGGAAAGAACUAUUAUGCAGAAGGGUGGAGGAGGACAGUGAUAUUCCAACAUUUGAUUUAUCAACCAUAUUUUAUGCCACAAAUUGCUUUUCUAGCUACAACAAAUUUGGAGCAGGUGGCUUCGGACUUGUGUACAAGGGUGUGCUUGCUGAUGGCACUGAGAUCGCUGUCAAGAGGCUUUCGAAGAAUUCUGAGCAAGGACAGCAAGAGUUCAAAACUGAAGUGCAGUUAAUUGCUAAACUUCAGCAUCGCAAUCUUGUAAAGCUUCUCGGUUGUUGCAUUAAACAAAAAGAGAAACUCUUGAUUUACGAGUUCAUGCCAAACAGAAGUUUGGACCACUUUAUUUUUGAUGAUGGUAGAAGAAAAUUAUUAGAUUGGACUAAGCGCUUCCAAAUCAUUAGUGGGAUAGCUCGAGGCCUACUUUAUCUACAUCAUGACUCAAGGCUAAGAAUCAUCCAUAGAGAUCUUAAAACAAGCAACAUUCUUCUUGACAAUGAUAUGAAUCCAAAAAUAUCAGACUUUGGUCUCGCAAGGACAUUUGGUGGAGAUCAAACCGAGGCCUGCACAAAGAGAGUGAUGGGAACUCAUGGUUAUAUCUCUCCUGAGUACCCAAUGCAUGGCUCUUUCUCGACGAAAUCUGAUGUGUUUAGCUUUGGCGUAAUUAUGCUUGAGGUCGUUAGUGGGAUGAAGAACAAGGAACUCUCUAUCCCGCACCAAUUUGUUAACCUUCUUGGACAUGCAUGGGAAUUGUGGACUAAGGAGAGGGCUAUGGAGCUUGUAGAUAAAUCGCUUGGUGAUUCAGUUGAUGAAGCUCAAGUGUUGAGAUGCAUUCACAUAGGGCUUUUGUGUGUGCAAGAGAGACCAGAAAACAGGCCUAACAUGUCAUCAGUAAUCCAUAUGCUCAAUGAUGAUAAGCCGCUUGCUCGGCCAAAGCAGCCAGCAUUUUAUCCUCACCAAGAAAGUAAUUCUUCAACUAAAACCAGUGAAAUGUGUUCAAAUAAUGAUAUUUCCAUCACACUGUUGGAGGCCAGAUAGUUUUUUUAGUCUCAAUGCAAAUUAGCUCUGUAAGUAACUUGUUUCAUGAAGUUCUUGCUCGAAGAUUCAUUUGUCUAU